UCGAUUACUUCCACGUAAACACACAUUAAUCGAUUUAAAGACAGAAUAUAGACGAAUUUUGCCGGCAUUUCGUCGCUUGCAUAGAUCGAAGUGUGUUUGGAGAAUAGGUAGGGUGUUGGUGACCUUUACAGCAUUGCGAUGGGAGUAAUUGGUUCUUUCGUGAUGGAGCAUUUCGGGACGUUGGCGUGGGUGGUGCCGGCGCUGCUGACCGUCGCCUGGUAUAUUUAUUUAUGGACGCGCCACGCCCGACUGCCGCCCGGACCGCUGCCGUAUCCGGUCGUCGGGAAUUUGUUCACGCUGCGGGCCAGCGAGAAGAGCUCGCAUUUUAAACUGCUGGAGAUGGGCAAGAAGUACAAGGGCAUCUUUACGCUCUUCAUUGGCGACCAACCGACGGUGUGGCUGACCUCGUUCAAGCACUUCCGCGAGGCCUUCGUCCAGCGCGGCUGGGACUGCGCCGGCCGACCCCCGGAAAUGAUGAUCCCGGGAUUGUCCCGGGAGAACUACCCCACCCUGGCCUUCGCCGGUAUCACGCCGGUGGACAAGGAAGUCCACAAAUUCGUCCUAACCAGCUUAAAAAGCACCGGCUUCGUCGAUCAGAAGAUGCAGGAGCGCGUCAUCGAGGAGGUGGGCUUCCUCGUCGAGGCCUUCCAACGGCACGACGGCGAGGCCUUCGACCCGCGCUCCUACCUCGCCAACGCCACCGCCAACAGCAUCGCCUCCAUCCUCUUCGGCCGGCGCUUCGACUACGACGACGAGGAGUUCCAGACCGUCAUCCGCUCCUAUUCGCGCUCCAUUGACCUUUUCAUGGACUCCAAGAUGGACGAGGCCUUCCCGAUCCUCAAGUGGAUCCCCCGCAAGUCCCGGAAGGAGUGCAUGGACGGGUUCUAUCUGGUGACGGAGUUCAUGCGGCAAAAGGUCAGGGAGAACGCGGAGACCUGGGUCAAGGGGAUGGCCAGGAAUUUCAUGGAUGUGUGGAUGGACCGCCAGAGCGAGGUCAGGAGCGCGCUGGAGGGGGAGGCCUUCGCCAUGGAGCGCCUGCCCAUCGCCAUGCUGGCGCUGUUUAUCGCCGGAUACGAGACCAGCACGCUGACGCUCACCUGGCUGUUGGCGAUACUGCUGCGUAAACCGGAUGUGCAGUACCGCAUGCAGAUGGAGAUCGACGAGAUGGUCGGCCGCAACACGCCCAUCACGCUGGACUACCGCGACGACCUCCCGUACACGGAAGCGGUGGUGCUGGAGACGAUGCGCAUGUUCCCCGGCGGUCCCAUCGGCAUCCCGCACUACACGGAGGUGGACACCACCAUCGCCGGCUACGCCAUCCCCAAAGGGACCCGUUUAGUGGCGCACCUGUUCUCGAUCCACUAUGAUCCCAGUCUGUGGGAGGCGCCCCACAAAUUCCGCCCCGAACGCUUCAUCGUCGACGGGCAGCUGCGCGUCCCGGAGGCCUUCGUGGCCUUCAGCGCCGGGAAGCGGGCGUGCAUCGGGGAGCGGGUGGCGCGCGCCAAUCUCUUCCUGACCGUGGCUAAUCUAAUGCAGCGCGUCAGCGUCCACCCGCCCGCGGACGACGACCUCCCGUCCCUGGACAUCCAGAGCAACGGCUUCGCCAUCACCAUGUCGCAGCGCCCGUUCCAGAUGGAGGUGGAGGUGCGGUGCGAUACGCUGGAUGGAAGGUUCCUGCACCGCCGCAGCACGGUGUGGCCCAGCGAGUACAUCCCGCCGCGCCGCCAAAGCUCCAUGACGUCGACGGGCACCGGCGCUGGGGUCAUGGUCAACGGCGGGAAGGGGAAGCGGAUGUCGGAUCUGGCGGGCGGGAAGGCCGCGCGGGUAUCGUUCCAGGAGGAGGAGGAGCAUAUUCCUGGGGCGCCGCAGUGAAGGGCGCACUUCCGGCGGCAGAGGGGGCUGUUCGUUUAUGCACCAUGAACUUAGAUUUUGUUCAGUCUCUUCCGGGCUGUCAAAUUAUUGUGGUCAGGGUUGAGCAUUUGAACAGUAUCGUUUAUAAGAGCCCUGAUAAUAAAGAUACUUUAAUCGCACUUAUUUAUGCAUCUAUAUGGCUAUUGCUGUGACUGCUGUGGACCUUAUACCGGCGUAUUGUGUAGUUGAUUUCAUUAGUAUGCUGAAUAAUAAAAUUAAU
Messenger RNA from Paramacrobiotus metropolitanus, 2131 nucleotides. Its product is annotated as cytochrome P450 2F2-like. Gene Ontology annotation, cellular component: intracellular membrane-bounded organelle; cytoplasm. Gene Ontology annotation, biological process: xenobiotic metabolic process. Gene Ontology annotation, molecular function: oxidoreductase activity, acting on paired donors, with incorporation or reduction of molecular oxygen, reduced flavin or flavoprotein as one donor, and incorporation of one atom of oxygen; heme binding; iron ion binding. The coding region runs from base 139 to 1872 and encodes 577 amino acids. Lineage: Eukaryota; Metazoa; Tardigrada; Eutardigrada; Parachela; Macrobiotidae. The record is from RefSeq and is a predicted model, not a curated record. The transcript is spliced from 5 exons.